UUUUCUGAGCAUUUUACAAUGAAUAUACAUUUUAUACAUAAGAUUAUUAGAGAAAAAGCCUAUUUCUAUGUUGAAAAAUAACAACAAGGCAAGCUGCUUGUUGAGCAGGAGUUGAAUUAAAGGGUCAGUUUAUGAGGUAAUGUCAAGAACACGCUUGGGGCACACUCAGAAGAAAGUGGUUCUGGCAUUACACUUGACACAUAAUAGAUAACAAAUGGUGAGUGGUUGUUAUGGGUUGAACUGUGUCCCCCACAAAAUCUGUAUGUUGAAGUCCCAACCCAUAGUAUCUCAGAAUGUAACCACAGUUGGAAAUAGCAGAUGCCGAGCACACAUCGCGUGCAGCUUGCUAGCAGUGUUGACUGAGAGUCUAGAAGGGCUGGACUUGCGAAAGGAUGACUUUGGCAAGGGAUUUACUACCUCUGUCCUUGGAAGAGGAAAAGAAAAAUCUUAAAAAGAAAUGGCUACUGCGAAGUCCACAUUCUUACUGUAUGCAUGUAAAAUGUCCAGGUUGCUACAAGAUUACCACGGUUUUCAACCAUGCUCAGAGAGUGGUUCUUGGAGUAGGUUGUUUAACAGUGUUGUGCCAGCCUACAGGAGGAUAG
Molecule: messenger RNA, 602 nt
Organism: Chlorocebus sabaeus (green monkey)
Lineage: Eukaryota; Metazoa; Chordata; Mammalia; Primates; Cercopithecidae
Source: RefSeq, a predicted model, not a curated record